CUGUGUCGUGUUGUUUCAGAGCGCCGCCGCCGCUGGUCGGACACGUACAAGGGCGUCCCGGACAGCGACGACGAGACGGACCGAGUGAACGGACACGACGACCGGCUGAGGAGGGAGGAGCAGGAACUGGCCAAGAUUGACACGGGGAUCGCGCAGGUGUUCCUGAAGGAGGUGAAGGAACGAGAGAAACUGCAGCAGUGGAAGAAACAGAACCUGGACCCGAGGAACGCGAGCAGGACGCCAAGCGCCGCGCGGGAGGCGGGGGCUCGCCUGCGGUACUCGUCCCCGCUGGGAGCCUCGCCCUCGCGCUCACUGGACCGCUCCCGACACGAGCCCGACCCGCCGCACGCGCUGCCCUCCUACAACGCGCUGCUGGUGGGAGGCGCCCGCUCCGCCACGCUGCCCGCCGCCCUGCCGCACUGUAACGGUGACUUCACAUUCAGCGGGCUCGGAGACAAGACUCACAGCACGGACUUCAGCAGCGGCAAGUCAGACAUUUCGGCCGGAUCGAUCACCGACGUCGAUAGGAGUGCUGUGACCACGGGCGGGGUGUGCCGCGUGGCGGGCGGCGCGGCGCGUGCGGGCGGCGGGCCGGGCGUGCGUCGCUCGCUGCCCAACAUGGCGACCUCUCACCUGCUGCACGAGCCGGCCAAGCUGUACCCCUACCACCUGCUGCUCAUCACCAACUACCGCCUGCCGCCCGACGUCGACCGCCUCAACCUGGAGCGCCACCUGUCGGACGCGGAAUUCGAGGCGAUCCUGCAGGCGCCGCGGCCGGAGUUCUACCGUCUGCCGCAGUGGCGCCGCAACGAGCUCAAGAGACGGGCGAGGCUGUUCUGA
This is a messenger RNA of Danaus chrysippus (African queen), 840 nucleotides long. NCBI's taxonomy places the organism in Eukaryota, Metazoa, Arthropoda, Insecta, Lepidoptera, Nymphalidae. The record is from the annotation of a GenBank genome assembly.